UGCAAAUUUGGAAAGCUUCAUUGUGAUGAAUGUUGUAUCGCACCGCAUUAUUGAAUGCUGAAGUGGCCGUUGUUGUUUCUGAGUCUAUUUUCAACAUGUUGAGAGAGGCAUUAUUUCAUCCAAAAGGAAGUCAGUGUCACUGACAAUGACUUAUCUGUGUCUGUGUGUGCACAGUCUCUCCACGAGCCCCGCAUAAGAAGAUCCAAGAUGCCGGACACAAUCAUGUCCAAGGAGCCCAGUUCCAACCUGGAGAGUGCCAUGCAGAUGCUGAUAAAGACCUUCCACAAGUACUCGGGAAAGGAAGGGGACAAAUACACCCUGAGCAGGAGCGAACUGAAGGAGCUGUUGUUGGAGGAGCUGGGAACUUACUUAGGGAAUUCCAAAGAUAAUGAAGCCGUUGAGAAGGUGAUGAACGACUUGGACGCAAACAACGAUGGCGAGGUGGACUUCACCGAGUUCAUCAUUCUGAUGGGGGCCCUCACAGUAGCUUGCAAUGACUUCUUCCUCGAGUAUAAAACAGACGACAAACCGAAGGCCGAGGGCGAGACGACAAAGAAAGAGUGAGGCGGCGAGAGAGAGAGCAAGAGAGAGAGAGAGAGAGA
This is a messenger RNA of Lampris incognitus (smalleye Pacific opah), 602 nucleotides long. RefSeq names its product S100 calcium binding protein S (gene s100s). Gene Ontology annotation, molecular function: calcium ion binding. Bases 208 to 564 code for a protein of 118 amino acids. The record is from RefSeq and is a predicted model, not a curated record. NCBI's taxonomy places the organism in Eukaryota, Metazoa, Chordata, Actinopteri, Lampriformes, Lampridae. The transcript is spliced from 4 exons.